Molecule: messenger RNA, 9289 nt
Organism: Nothobranchius furzeri (turquoise killifish)
Lineage: Eukaryota; Metazoa; Chordata; Actinopteri; Cyprinodontiformes; Nothobranchiidae
Gene: roraa
Product: RAR-related orphan receptor A, paralog a
Biological process (GO): regulation of transcription by RNA polymerase II
Cellular component (GO): nucleus
Molecular function (GO): RNA polymerase II cis-regulatory region sequence-specific DNA binding; zinc ion binding; nuclear receptor activity
Source: RefSeq, a predicted model, not a curated record
AGGUGAUAGCAGGAAACUCAUCGCCUGGUCGCUGUGGGGCAGAGGGGAUCAGCCGAGUCAUUUCGUCACUAUCUCUGCUUCCUCACCUGUCAGGAAAAAGAAAUAGAGGGGAUGGGGCGUGUAGGUUCUCUGAGGUCAGAGGAAGAUGCUGAGAGUCCACUCGUCUUCUCUCUGCAAAAGGGCCCACCGCUGCUCGCAGACAUCUGGCCUCACACUGAUCACUCAUAUCCACGGGCAGGGAGGAGGAGGAGGAGGAGCACUUCUAUCUUUGAGCUGCAGAAAAAUCACACAUCUUCUCCCUAUAUUUGUCUUCCUCACAUCUCAGUUUUUUUCUCCUUCCACCCCUUCAUCUUUCUCUCAUCUCAAUCUUGCUUUUAAUCCAGUUUUUUUUUUUUACUUUUUCUGUCUUUUGGAUUUUAAGACAAGAGAGGGAAGAAAAAUUAAAAUUGUGGAUAAGAGGACGAUAAAAGCAGUCUGGUUCUGACUUUAUCCUUGCACUUAAAAAGAAGAUAAGAUAGUUGUGGCUGUGCUGUGUCUAGCAAGCCUGUGCACGGUGGGAAGAGGGCCAGCUUCCCUGCCUGAGCUCUCAGCGCCCCUACUGGCUGCACACUGUGCCAAUCAAAGGCUGGUGGGAGGGGAGCUGCGAGACAUGAACGCUGAUGUCACAGUCACGUGGAUUCUGGUGUGGUCAUGCUCGGAGGCUGAGAGACAGAGCUGUGCUGGCCAGCUGCUGCUGAGACAGCAGUGGAAGGCUUUGCGUGGGUGAUAGUUCUCCUCUUAUGGACUCGAAGCUUAAUGAUGUAUUUUGUGAUUUCAGCUAUGAAAGCUCAAAUCGAAAUAAUUCCCUGCAAGAUCUGUGGAGACAAAUCAUCAGGCAUCCAUUACGGAGUGAUAACAUGUGAAGGCUGUAAGGGCUUCUUCAGGAGGAGUCAGCAGAGCAAUGCAGCUUACUCGUGCCCCCGUCAGAAAAACUGCUUGAUCGACCGCACCAGCCGCAACCGCUGCCAGCACUGCAGGCUGCAGAAGUGCCUGGCAGUGGGAAUGUCACGAGACGCGGUGAAGUUUGGCCGCAUGUCAAAGAAGCAGCGGGACAGCCUGUACGCUGAGGUCCAGAAGCACCGGCUGCAGCAGCAGCAGCGCGACCACCAGCAGCAGCCCGGAGAAGCCGAGCCGCUCACACCCAGCUACGGCCUCUCGGCCAACGGCCUCACAGAGCUCCACGAUGACCUCAGCGGCUACAUGGACGGCCACACACCUGAUGGCAGCAAACCAGACUCGGCGGUCAGCAGCUUCUACCUGGACAUCCAGCCGUCUCCAGAUCAGUCGGGCUUGGACAUCAACGGCAUCAAGCCGGAGCCCAUCUGCGACUUUGCCCCCGGCUCUGGCUUCUUCCCGUACUGCUCCUUCACCAACGGCGAGACCUCCCCGACCGUUUCCAUGGCGGAACUCGAGCACCUGGCCCAGAACAUCUCCAAGUCGCACAUGGAGACGUGUCAGUACCUGAGGGAGGAGCUGCAGCAGAUGACCUGGCAGGCCUUCCUUCAAGAGGAGGUGGAGAACUACCAGAGCAAGCCCCGGGAAGUCAUGUGGCAGCUGUGUGCUAUCAAAAUAACAGAGGCCAUUCAGUAUGUGGUGGAGUUUGCCAAGCGCAUCGACGGCUUCAUGGAGCUGUGUCAGAACGAUCAGAUAGUGCUGCUGAAAGCAGGCUCUCUGGAAGUUGUGUUUGUCAGAAUGUGCCGUGCCUUUGACUCGCAAAACAACACAGUCUACUUUGAUGGGAAAUAUGCCGGACCUGACGUGUUCAAAUCAUUAGGCUGUGACGACUUGAUCAGCUCCGUCUUCGAGUUUGGGAAAAACUUGUGUUCUAUGCACCUGUCUGAGGAUGAGAUCGCCCUGUUCUCUGCCUUUGUGUUGAUGUCUGCUGACCGAUCCUGGCUCCAGGAGAAGGUAAAAGUGGAGAAACUCCAGCAGAAGAUCCAGCUGGCCCUUCAGCACGUUUUGCAAAAGAAUCACAGAGAGGAUGGUAUACUUACUAAGUUGAUAUGCAAAGUGUCGACACUGCGAGCGCUGUGCAGUAGGCAUACAGAGAAGCUCACGGCUUUCAAAGCAAUAUACCCAGACAUUGUGCGUGCCCACUUCCCCCCCUUAUAUAAGGAGCUGUUUGGAUCAGACUUUGAGCAGUCCAUGCCCGCCGAUGGGUAGCACAUCCCUGCCAGGUGCUAGUGUACCCGCCGUGGGAGGAGGUGGGGGAGAAGGAGGAAGAGGAGGAGGAGAAUGGGAGGGGGUGAUGUGGAGGAGGAAUCUGAGACACUUUAUUGGUGCCCUGCACAAACCAGAGUGGACUGACGGCACGCUGUUCAACUUUUUCUUUCAACAUUGGAGGGGGAAAGGCAUUAGGGAGCUGAUUGUCAAGGUUUACUUUGUUUAGUUCUCAACGGGGUCCCAACACCCAACGGGGUCCCAACACCCAACGGGGUCCCAACACCCAACGAGGACUCAACAGGGACUGUACGCCCAGCGACGACCCAACACCCAACAGUCACAUGAAGAGGAGAAAGGAAAAAGUAACUUCUGAGUGGCUGAACUUGACCAUCUUCCGCACUUUUACAAACUAUUUUUCACCAGUAUUCAUUCCCUCUAUCAUGAAUUAUCAGUGGAUGUAAAAGAUUAUAAAGCAAUUUUACAAAUAAGAUCACCACGUCAGUAUUAUUGAUCAGAUUGUACUUCUUAAACGGUUUUAGUGGUUUCAUGAACAAAUCUGUCAUCUUCAUAUCAUUUAAUGCUAAAACUGGAAUACAAAAAACCAACCAGUGCUCACAUGAUGGUCAAGUUCAGCCAUCUUCCCCUCUCUCUUUUUUGUGUUUGGUUCUAUCUUCGUUUCUGGGACACGGUCUUUGGAAAGAAAACUCACAGCAACUUUGCGGGAAGUUCCACUGUUAUGGUGACAUCCGGCGCUUCUCUAUGGACAAUCGCUUAAAAGAAGAAAACAAACAAAAAAAAAAGAAGAAACCUAGAAUUCUGGUAAUUCUAAUGAAAACCACAAUGAUUUUAGUUGUCAAAGACUCCAUCCACCAUUGUUGCAUAGUGAAAAAUCAUGUAAGGCCAUCUGCUAUUAAUCCUUCUCUGGACAGGUGCCCUGAUAAAGCACAGAAAAGGGUCCAUUCCACCUGUUUUAUAAUGUACUACAGGGUAUAUGGUCAUAAGUACUUACUAUACAGAAAAAAGUAAUGUUUAUAGAAUCUAUUUUAAAUAACAUGUAUGAUAUUAGUAGUUAGACCAUUCUUAAUUGUUGAAUUGAUAAGGCACUUUUAUUUACACCUUUUUUUAUUUAAGACUUGUAUAUUUAUCUAGUGAUGUGUUGCAUGUGCACAAGAAAUACAAGCUGAAUCAUGGUCACAGAGGUGGAGAGCUGCAGAUGAUAUUUGUCUGGAAGUGUUCAGGAUGUCUGUUAGGAUUGCUGGCAGGCCUGCUGGAAUCUGAUCAAACAAAACAAAAAAGGCAUGGAUGAGAAGGCGAGGAAGAGACGCUCCUUCAUCGGUUUCCACAACAACUGCCAGUGUCGCCUUUAUUUAGAAAAAAAGAUGUUCUGUCCUCUUUUAAGAGAGCGUGCACACACACAUUUACCGCCCAUCAGCCCUGGAUUAUUUUAGCAUUUCUCUGAACACACAUCUUUUUAUCUUUCUUUUCUGCACCCAGUAUCACAGCAAUUUCCUAAUGUUGUGAUUUCUCGCUGAUAUGGCAAUAAAACCCUUCUGAUUCUGAUAUAAAUAUAAACAUAGGUUGGUUGACUGAAUUGAUGCCUACAAAAAUCUGCUAAAUCGCCAUGAGAUUAAACACUUUCAGCUUGUAAUCCAACUCUUCCACCUAGUGGGCGUUAAAGAUGCAACAAGCAAAUGUGGCAGAGGUCCAAAGUCAACCCUAAAAGCAAAGAUAUGACCUUUUGUCUGGUGUCCUUUCUGCCUUCUCAUCGCCUGAGCCCAGCAGCGCCGGAACAGAUGAAACCCACGAAGGGAACGUGAAUAUUCAAAGCCUUGUCUGGUAGCAAAGCUUCUAUUUUUGUAACUUGUUUUGGUUAAUAAACUCACGAAAGAGAACGAGGGAGAGAAAAAAAGAUGUCAGGUAGCACUUAACUGUAUCCCUGCAAUAAUUAGACUAGUUUAGGAUAAUGGGGAGAGGCAUAAAACGGUAGGACAAGUGCUAUUUUCAGAAUGCUUUGUUGUUGUGCUUCUGUUUUGUUGAGUGUGUCUUUUCUUGUCAGUGUGGUAGUGAAGUGGUUUAAAAGAAAAAAGAAAAAACAAAGACCCUGGAUGUGCCAAACAGUAGUCGUUGCUUCCAGUCUACUCGUUUUUAAUGUAGAAUGGAUUCCUGAGACAUUCCAGCAAUCUGAGUCGCGGCUUCUAGAAAUAUCUUUUUAAAAAAGAGCAAAAAAAUGAAAAGAAGAAAAAGUGAUAUCCCUUUAGAAACCCAGCAAAGCAUGUUAAUGCGUCUUGUCACCGACUGUAACAUAAAAUCAAGUUUGUUUUUAUCCUUUUUUUUUUCUUUCUGUUUGCACACUAUCAUUCCUCUGCCGUGCAAUUUGCACAGGACAUUAAUGCCUUGUGCUGUCACCCCUCAGGGAAGAGUUUUAUUUUUAUUUUUUUCUGUUUGAGAGGACGUUUGUGUUCAUCGUGUUUUUUUUUUUUUUUUUUUUUUUUUGCUAUCUUAUUUCAGGGAUGAUCUUUGGAAAAGUAGUUGAAAUUAAGAUUUCAGCUUUUAUUUUUAUUUCCCAUGUCCGUGCGGGGGCCUCAUCCAUGUUUGAAGAAAAUUAAUUCCUUUUACAAGCUGUAGAAUUUUCACUGCAAAAAAAAAAAGCUGUUUGAUUUAAAAUGGUGUCAUCAGGGUUUUGUACUAAUUAUUACCCUCUUUGUUAGAAAACCAAAUAUUCUUAUGCAAUACUGAAUUUGUUGCGUUUGGGUUACUGUAGAUCUGCUGUAUCUGUUAGGAUCCAAUGCUCUUUUGGAUAUGCACAAGCCCUCUGCGACUAGUUAACCUCAAUCUCAGAGCAAACAAGCCCAGUCUGGAGCACUGCUAGACAAUCCAGGUUUAAGAGCAGCAAAUAAUAGAUGAUGAGGCGUGAACGCUCAGGGAGGUAACAAGUUGGACGAAAAUGCAGCUCGGAGCAGAAAACAUAGUUAAAGGGAUCAUUUGGAUGAUUUAAUGUGUGUGUCUUGUACCCCGUUGUGGCUAGCUGUUAGCUCGUCUGUCCAGUCAGAGCUAAUCCAGCCAGCAUACAUAGGUGGGCCCCUCAUGUGGGCAUACAUUGUGGGUCCCUACAGGUUUUGUCAACGGGCCCUACGUGGGUUUUCAUAGGGACUUGGCAAACCCUUAAACCACAGAAGAAACCAGUUAGGACCAUAACGCACGUCCGUAGGGAGCCUAAGUCUCCUCCCUUUCCGGUCGGCUCAUGGGUCCCCGGAACAACAAAAAUAUGAAUGCAACUGGCUAUAAAAGCUAUUUUCUAAUCUGCUUUGCCUUAUGCCCUGAAUCGUACAUGCGUUGUGCUUCCAUGUAAAUGAAAAGAAAUAAUGUGAGUUUCAACUAUGUCUGUCACAUACUUUAAGAUUUGUUAGCUUUUAAAAAUGCGUAAAUAAUAGGACUACAAAUCAGACGUUGCAGCAUAUCACUUACUUAUCACAUGGCCAGACUGUUUGCUUUGGUUUUCCCCACGUUUAAUGCUCCUUCUGUCAUCCUUGGAGAAAGAUGCGAAAGUCACUAAACUCACUGCCAUUUUCUUCUCCAUCCAUGUUGAAAAAACCAGCCUGCUGGAUUCUGGCUUGGAUGCUGGUGGUUCAGCAUGGGAUGCUGGUCCAACAAAACACAACAUGUGCUGGUCUAUGCUGGGUUUUUUUCAGCAGGGGUGUCUAUUUUGAUGACUUCAAUAUGGUGAGACAAACAUUUGUAGUCCUACGCGUCUUUUUACACCAAAACUAAAAUAACUUUUGCUGCCGUUUGAAAAUAAGCGAUUUCUUGGCAUCGAAUCCACAUACAUCAUAUGUGAUAUCCAUGACCCAGAACAAACGAGAUUAGAAAAUAUCUUUUAUUGUGUCAUUGACUUGCAUAAAUUUUUCUUUUUUUUCUGGGAAAACAACCCUAACCCUACAUGUUCCAUAUGGGGCCCACCUACGUAUGCUGGCUGGUACCUAGAAAAGACACUUUUGAAAUUUGGCUGAUUAUUUUUGAAACUGUUUUGCAAUACCUGAAAGUUAUUUGACAACUAAUGUGACCAGCUCAAUUCUGCCACCGAAAGGUCAAAGGUUAGUCCUGAUUUCACUCGAGUUUGACUCGAGGGAGUGACUUGUCACGCGUUCUGCAAAAUAUUCCAAGCAAUAUGCCUUGCAUUACAACUACGGGUCUCUACAUGACAGUUAAUUGACUUUGUCCAUCCAGUCUGUUUACACGGUUUAGGACAACAAGCCCCUUCAGUCUUCACAUGCUUGCUUUAGAGACUGGAGACCAGAAAACAGACAUCCAACACACGAGUACUUGUAUCUAGUUAUUAAUUACACCUGAAUGGUUAUUAUUAUUUUACUUUAUAUACGUCUAUAAAUAUAUUCUUAUUUGAGAAAUCCCAGUUGAAUUAAUUGAUGCUACAUGUGCUAUUCAAUCAGUGUUUAGUAUCCAGUAAAAUGUGCUGUUCUUUGUCUCUACUAUGUUGUCUUUUUGUAAAAAAAAAAAAAAAGGAAGGAAAAAAGCAAUAGUGUGUGUGCGUGCGAGUGUGUGUAUGCUUGUUUUUCACUGUGUGAAUUUAAAAAAAACCCAGACAAGGCUUUAAUAAUUACAGAGGGACAGGGUUAAGUGAACGAAGAGGUUCUGAUUUUAUUUUUGGACUUUUUAUUGGAGAGUUUUGAAAAGAUGAGGAUGUUUUGAUAAGGCCGAGCUUGAUCCAUCUCAAAUAAGUAGGUUUUUUUUCUUCUUUUCGUUUUAUCUAUUUAUUUUUUAAAUGCCUUUAGCAAUUCAGCAGUCUGCAGACGUUAAACGUGUUUUACUAUCAGUCGGGUCAGAAUAGAUCCUGCACUCGAGCCCUUCUGGAGUCCAGACUGUAAAUUGUUAAUCAGGUGUUAUAUUACAGCCCUAAUUACAAACCCGUCACUGCAUCGUAUUAUCGCUUUUUUUCCUCCAAAGCACAAGUGAUAAGAAUUUAUGAUUAAGUAAAAUUAACAAUAUAGUUUAAAAAAAAUAAAAUAAACGAACAAGCAACUUUUAGCCAUAAUUGAAUGUCAAGCAAUAAUAUAUGUUCGUGUAUUUUUCUGUCUAUAAAAGGUUUGCAUGUAAAUACACCUCUUAUUUAUCACUGUUUGGGUUUAUUUGUGUUCAUUUUGUAGAUUUUUUUUGUUAUUCUUUUGUUUCAUCUGUAUAUUUGACCAGUUCUGUUCCCAGGUAGAGAACUUGACACGGCCCGUACGCCGUAAAUAUUCAUUUCUCGCUCGCUCUCUCCCUCAUUCUCGGAUGUUUAUUCACCAUAUUUAAUAAUAUUAUUGAUCACGUGUAUAAAGGUAGCUUUGUAACUCCUGUCUGUAUAGGUAAGAGGAAAAUACUGCUACUUUAAGGCCUACCCGGUGGAAAAUAUUUAUCUGUUUAUGAAUUGCAUCCUAUUGUACGAUGAAACGUUCUAUUUGCUUCCCUCCUUUAGCAUUAGUUGGAUAGAAAUAGGGGUGUGCUUAUAUUUAAUUUUGUGUUGCCCUAUACUGUGUGGUGCUAGGUAAGUUAAUUCAUUUUGUGAACAAAGUAUUGAUUCCCUAAGCCUGGCCGCCCCAUUAGUUCAAUAAUUUAAAAGCCUAAUGAUGUAUUAUUGAUAUUAGGACUCAACAAAGGAUAAUGAUAAAUAAAAUGAUAGUGAUUUUAAAAAGAUUUUACCCUAACUAGUACCUGUAUCAGUGUGCUAGCUUUGGGAUAAGGCACUUAUUUCCUUAUAGCAAGACUAGAAUCUGCUCAUUAAUGAGCUGUUUAAGGUUGCUUUUCUGGUUUGUGGAAACAUUUUCAAACUGAAACAGCAGUAUUUUUUUUGUCUGAUUGUAGAAAUGAAAACCACUCGAUGAGUUUGUUAAGUUUGAACUGUUUACGUCCCGUUUCUGCGUUAUUCGUCACUUGAUGCAGGGAAGCAGUGUUUUGAUUUCUGCACAAACAGCCCUGUAUGCUUUUGUUGUUUCCACCAGUUUUUCUACAGAUCAGUGUCAAAACUCACCCCCUUUUCCUUGUUUUUGCACCACAUGAAGCGUUGAAAAUGUCCAUGAAAAAGAUUGCCAUUCAAAGACAAAGUUGACCCUACUCUGUAGCAAAUAUCCAUCAGAUUAUGCUCGCAAUAAUACGCAACGUUUUCACACUGAGUGCCUCUCGGUGUAACAAAAUGCAUACAUGGGAUUGAUUGUCUCUCUUUGUGUUUUUUUUUUCAAACCUGAACUGAAGUGACUGUAUUUUGUACAUGAGGACGACUUCUUCCUUCACAUGCUUAAAAAUGUUCUUUUUCUCCCUCUGUUGUUGAAUGUUUUAACCCGAUUCUGUUAAAAGUGUAUAUUUCAGUGUCACACCCCUCAAAAAGUGGAACACUUGUUUCCUGUUAAUUUCAAAUGGUCAAUAAACGCUGGCGGAGAAAUAUUCCUGAACAUUUCUUUUAGCAACAACACCAAACCAGCAUUUCUACGUUCUCCAUUUACAUUUGAAACCUGCUCUUUUUUUAUUUUCACUGCAAACAGAAGAUUUGUUGAUGCAUUGUAUAUUAGGUAUUUGUACGUGUUUGUGAAACCAGCGUGCAGCACAUCUGGAUUUCUUUUAAUGUUUCGUGUUAAUGUGCCCCGAGUCUGUAGGGAAUAACUCCACGGGAAGGGGGAUGGAGCAGGGAUGAAAAAAAAAAAAAUACGGAAGAGCCCAAACUUAGAGUGUGGUCGGCACAGGUUUCUACGUCACACGUUUGCUACUGAUGUUAAAUGGGGACAGUUGAUCAUGUACCUUUUUAAUCCAGCUCUUUUGAACUCUCUUUAGCAGGUAGUCUUAUUCACAAAUGUAGUUUUGCUCCUUCUUGUCUGAUUCUUAAAUAUGAAAAUAGGUAUUUUGAUUCAUUUUGUAAAUACGACUGUAAAGAAAAAUAAGAAAUUUAAUGUUGUCUUUUAAAUACUUUUCAUUCUAAUAUGAAUGUUGUUAUAUUGUACUUAGAAACUGUACCUUUAAUAUUACCUUUAUUAAAAGUGCAUUGGACACAUCGAUUUUAGAUGUGCUUUAUGUGCUGUUAUCCCAUAAUAAAAAUUUACCGCUUGUA